UGGUGCUGCUGCAACAUGAGCAUCAGAAUUCAGCUGUCGGCGUUGUCUGUGAUGUGAACAGUCAAACCAUAAUGGCGACUGCUGGAACAGCAGACUCGGGAUCAACAGCCCCGACAGGGACCAGCAGCAUCCGAAAAAUGGCCCCCUCAGAGAUGCCUGGCUCCUCAGGCACAACUCAGAGUAUGAAGAAGACCAUUGGACACCGGGGCGUUGAGACCACCACAGGAGAGACCACCUAUAAAAAGACUACGUCAUCUGCCCUAAAAGGUGCAAUCCAAUUGGGCAUUGCUCACACAGUUGGCAGCUUAAGCCAAAAGGCAGAGAGGGAUGUUCUCAUGCAGGACUUCGUGGUGGUUGAAAGUAUCUUCUUCCCCAGUGAAGGCAGUAACCUGACACCCGCCCAUCACUACAGUGACUUUCGCUUUAAGACCUACGCUCCUAUUGCCUUUCGUUACUUCAGAGAACUGUUUGGAAUUCGGCCAGAUGACUAUCUGUAUUCUCUGUGUAAUGAGCCACUGAUCGAGCUGUCUAAUCCCGGAGCCAGCGGAUCCCUCUUCUACGUCUCUAGCGAUGACGAGUUCAUCAUCAAGACUGUUCAGCACAAAGAGGCUGAGUUCCUCCAGAAACUACUGCCUGGAUACUUCAUGAAUAUAAACCAAAACAAGCGCACCCUGCUGCCCAAGUUCUACGGAUUGUAUUGUGUUCAGGCAGGGGGCAAGAAUAUCCGCAUUGUAGUGAUGAACAAUCUUCUGCCUCGGAUCAUCCCCAUGCACCUCAAAUAUGACCUGAAGGGCUCCACCUAUAAGAGACGAGCCUCCCCUAAGGAGAGAGAAAAGGCUGUUCCCAUUUACAAAGACCUGGACUUUAUCCAGGACUUGCCUGACGGCCUGCUGCUGGAAGCGGACAACUACAAUGCUCUGUGCAAGACUAUACAGAGGGACUGCUUGCUCUUACAGAGUUUCAAGAUCAUGGAUUACAGUCUGCUGAUGGGCAUCCACAACAUGGACCAGGCCAGCCGAGAGCGUGAGCGUGCUGGGGGUAAUUCAGCUGACAGUGGUGGGUCAGAGGGAGCAGUGACUCCAGAUCAGCGCCGGCCACAAGCCCAGAAAAGUCUGUACUGCACAGCCAUGGAGUCCAUCCAGGGGGAGGCUCGAGGGAAGGGAGCUUUAGAUUCAGAAGACCACAUGGGUGGUAUCCCAGGUCGUAAUGCUAAAGGAGAAAGGUUGCUGAUCUACAUCGGCAUCAUCGACAUUCUUCAAUCCUACAGGUUUAUUAAGAAGUUGGAGCACUCCUGGAAAGCCUUGGUCCAUGAUGGGGACACUGUUUCGGUUCACAGACCAGGCUUCUAUGCAGAGCGUUUCCAGCAAUUCAUGUGCAGCACCGUGUUUAAGAAAAUUCCAUUAAAACCAUCACCAUCUAAGAAGAGUCGUGGUGGAGGUCCGGGAGGGCUUAGGAGGGCCCCCACCCUGGGAGCUCCCACCCCGCUCUCCCACGCGACAGGACAGUCAGCUGUCGACUCUAGACUGGUGUACCACAGCCACUUCAAAAGCACAGAGUCAGAGGCAGACAGUGGCGUGCAGUCGGGCAGACCUGAUCUUGUUCCGAGGACUCCCCCGCUGGUAGACAACCCUGCCGACUGUGAAGGCAACCUGUCCACCUCAUCACUAGGCAGCACAGGAGUUACCUCCACCUCUCCUCCCCUGCGUUCUGUAGGUGUGGAAGUGCACAAAUCAGCAAACACAGACCAUGACCAGGGUGCUUCCCACAGUUUGGGAGCGGAAGGGGCUGAAGAUAAUUCCGGCAACCUGUCUGGAAAUGAAGACGUAGUUUCACUAUCAGACAUUGUCCCCGAGACCAACAUCUGUUUUUAAAAAAAACAGACACAGUGCCAUCUAAGGAUGAGAUGAUUCUGGCCAAGAUGAGGUGGGUGGAAAUAAGGAUAAAGAGAAUAAAGUCUCCACCGUGGACCCUCCGUUGCACCUAUGUUGUUUUCUCACGAUACAUACAGUACAUACAUGGAUCGCUGGAUGAUACAGUGAGGUGCAGUGGAGGUUGUGACAGUCAGGAAAGCAGUGAUGGGAAGAUCAAGAAGACAGGGUGCAGUAGGCCUUAGACUUUCCCAGCCAUCAACAAAGUCACUGUGCGCACACAUUUUGUCCACGCCUGCCACAAAGCCCCAAUGUCUUUUAUAAACACCUGGAAAAAAAAGGCGUAAGACCCUGAAUCUGCAGCUCUUUAAUAGCCCCGGCAACAUUACAUCAAUUAAACAAGGAUUUUCUGUCGUUUUGGCAACAUGUCUGUCGGCCGCAACGUCAUCAUAAACAAAAUAAUUAGCUGUAUAUUCUAAAAAGCCUCCAGUCACCAGUGCAUGGUGAAGGCAGUCAAAUUCUCCAUGAAGAGUCAGUCGUCGUGCCCACUUCACACAGCAUGAAGAGAUGUGAGUGGGCACAGACAGCCUUUCAGCAGGAACACACGUACACACUUAAGAGCACAUGAAGGGCAUAGCCUGCGUUUGUGGGUGUGAAUAUUUUCCUGUGUGUUCACGCACAGUCUAGGUGGGUUCACAUUUCUGUGACUCACUACUAUUCCUGUUACCGCACAUCCAUUUCCCCCUUGGUGCUAAGCAAGGGGGGGAGGGGACUCUGAGCUAUCAGUGGUCAUUGUUCGAAUCAACACUUGCUGCUGUCGACUCUGCAGUCAUGUAUGCAUUUCUUUUUACUGAUUGUGGAUGUACAGUAUUAGUUUGAAGUCAGAUUUUUGAGACGCCGAAAAGGGAUGGGUUGAACCAGACCCCUACGGUAAUUUUUGUUUCACAUUUUGUGAUAAGUUAUUCUGCUGGAAGCCACGGUGGUGCUGCAAAGAUUCAACCAGAUCUUGCCACUACUGAAUGUACAUUAACAUUGUCUUUUCUUAUAUGGAAUGUGUCUUAUUAACAUGGCAGAUCACAUUUGUACAACCCUGAAAAUCUCCCCCUCUGAUGUGACCAUAUGUGCUGAAGUAUAAAUCAAUACAGAGAGAAGAGCUGUCGACAGCAUCGCUGGCCAGCAGAUGCUGUUAAAUGAAGUCAUGGUGUUAAGUUAAUGAAACAGUAACAUUCGAGCUACUGUCUGUCGUCUGUCAUGUCUGUGCCUUUGCAUGUUCAUCCCUCCCCUAACAUAUGAUUUGUAACUUACAUUUUUUUUACAGGUUAGUGUUGUAGUCACACAAAGAUACCUGCCUUAUCACUACAGCUGAAGUCAUCUUACUGCUAUUUGUAUGUCUGGACCAACCAAUCAGUUGUAAGGGUUUAAAAGAAUUUCAGAUUUUAAUACAAACACUAAUACAAUGGUUUCGUGCAUGUUGCAUGUUCAGUCACCAUCAGCUCAGCUAAACCUUUUCACACCCCUGACAUCAGACAUAACAGAUAUCUGGCUAUUAUUAUUCAUUUCUGCUGGUUACAGAAAUGACACCUGCCCACAUCCAAAUCUUGGACCAAUAUUACUAACCGUGUUUAAAACUUAUUUUUUAAGUAGUCUUACUCAGCUUUUACUUGGCAGUUGAUAAAAAAUUAAGCUUUGUUUACCUAUUAUUGUUUAGGGCACUAAACAAGCCACAUAUGCUGCUUGGCUGAAAUCUUUUUUUUUGUAAACCCUAUGAGAUAUUUCUGAUACAGAAAUUUGAAUCACUACCAGGUGAUGUGUAGCAGAACUCAAGAUCUUAGACAUCAUCUCAAUGAAUGAGUUACUGUUGAUGUUUGUUAGGCACAUGUGGUCUGUGCAGCAGAGUGGGGGAAGGGGAAAUGUGAGUUAUGAAUAUAGAAAGAAGGAAAAUUACUCAUGUUCAUUAAUGCACAGUUGAGGAUUCAUGACUGAGUCUUUUGUAUUAUAAGCCAGUCACAGCACCAAAGAAAAGAGUAGGGAAUGUCCAGUACAGCUGACAUGAAGAUGAAAUGAGACACUCCUGGACACCUGCAUGGACUGAUAUGUUGUAUAUGGUAAUAACACUGGGUUGGCCUGUGUUUUAAAGAUCUAUUAUUAAACUAGAUGGUUUGUUUUGUUAAAUAAUUUCAUGUCUGAUAGGCUUUAUCUGACGUAAACCUGGUCCCUGUAAAGAUUUAUUUUUCUUUAUCAAAGGAUUAUUUUACUUUGGCUCGAGACAUUUCAACUCCACAUUCCCCUUGAAAUCCUGUGAAAAGUUUAAUUUACUACAAUUGUGGUAGCUCCCAUUAUUAACCAUCUUUGUUUAGCUGGGACAAUGUACUUGAAAUUGAUUACUUCUGAUGUUUUGCUGAAAUGUAAAAUACUGAUGAUUUCAAACAGAUCCAUUUAAAGUUGUAUUUAGUUGGUUAAGAGUCAAACAGCCACCAAAGAAAAACACUCCAAGAAAAUCUUUGAUUUGAAAAAAAGAAAAGAAAAAAAAAUCCAGAUUAUAUUUUGUGACAGCUUGUGUUUGAUGUUUUAUGUUGUAACUUCCUUUUUUUUCUCUCAUUUUUUAAUUUGUAUUUUUUUAAAUGGGUGGUACUGUGUAAUUGCUGGAUGCAGACCUGUUGUGUCACAGUUGUUAUGUACUACACCCAUGGCACAAGAGAAACAUCAUCCUUCGGUGCUUAUAGGGCGGUGUAGACACUACAGUACAUUUGAAGUAAUGCAAUAUGAACCACAAUCUACCACCUUUCAGCUCUAAGAAGUAUAUUUAUUGAUAUGAUUGAUUGCUGUAGGCUGAAAUGAUAAAGUUGUAUUAUGUACCUUAGAUGAUUGUACGUAUACUGUAAACUGACAGAAGGAUGUCUGAAAACUUUAUAGCGUGUGUUGCCUAUGAAGGGGAACUAUUUGACAAUUUCACUUUUUAUAUUUCAUGUUUUAGAUUGUGAUAUGAUAGAUAUAUUCUCUCCAUGACGAUUCUUGGUUGUAAAGCUCCCAUGCUUUUUCUACAUGAAUGUUUCACACGGCUUACGAGCCAACAUUGCUGGUUGUCCUAUAUGCUUCAAUUACUAUAUUUUUACUGUGUAUAAAAUGUGUAUAUGUACAUAGGAGUCACGGAAAUGCCUUCUCAUGCAAUAUGUGCUGCCUGUCCCUCCUGCCAUGUUUCAGUUAUGUGGUGGUGAUGUUUUCAUGUCUGAUUUUAAAGGAUUAAACAUAUUUUCUAAA
Messenger RNA from Lates calcarifer (barramundi perch), 5126 nucleotides. Its product is annotated as phosphatidylinositol 4-phosphate 5-kinase type-1 alpha. The transcript is spliced from 16 exons. Bases 72 to 1871 code for a protein of 599 amino acids. NCBI's taxonomy places the organism in Eukaryota, Metazoa, Chordata, Actinopteri, Centropomidae. Gene Ontology annotation, molecular function: phosphatidylinositol kinase activity. The record is from RefSeq and is a predicted model, not a curated record. Gene Ontology annotation, biological process: phosphatidylinositol metabolic process.